Ananas comosus (pineapple) is the source of this 1114-nucleotide messenger RNA. Its product is annotated as short-chain dehydrogenase cctT. Gene Ontology annotation, molecular function: oxidoreductase activity. The record is from RefSeq and is a predicted model, not a curated record. Lineage: Eukaryota; Viridiplantae; Streptophyta; Magnoliopsida; Poales; Bromeliaceae. Bases 157 to 990 code for a protein of 277 amino acids. Gene Ontology annotation, cellular component: endoplasmic reticulum. The transcript has 3 exons.
CCUCGGAGGGGCUACUCCCGCUAAUUUGCCCCGCGUCGUUGUAUUAAAAUAGAGGGCUUAAAUCACAAUCCCGGAUCUUCUUCUUCUUCUUCUUCUUCUUCUUCUCCUUCUCCUUCCUCGCUUCCUAAAUCCUCCGCUCCAGAGGAGGCAUCUCCAAUGGCGAUCCGAGAGGAACCCGUGGUGCUCAUAACAGGGUGCUCCGAGGGGGGGAUUGGCUACGCCCUCGCGCGCGCGUUCGCGGCGGCGGGGUGCGCCGUGGUGGCGACGGCCCGAUCCCGGGGCUCCAUGCGCAGCCUCGAGGGCGAUUCCCGCUUCCUCCUUCUCGAGCUCGACGUGCUCUCCGACGAGAGCGUGCGAGGGGCCGUGGACGCCGCGCUCGAUCGGUUCGGCCGCGUCGACGUGCUCGUCAACAACGCCGGGGUUCACUUGGUCGCCCCCCUCGCCGAGGUCCCCAUGGCCUCCUUCGACCACGUGUUCAAAACCAACGUAUAUGGUCCCAUGAAGUUAAUUCAAGCUGUUGUUCCCCACAUGAUUGUGAGAAGAAAGGGUAAGAUUGUGAAUGUGGGAAGCAUCAGUGCGUUGGCCCCUGGACCGUGGGCAGGUGUUUACUCGGCAUCCAAAGCUGCUGUUCAUGCUUUAACUGAUACUUUGAGAUUGGAGCUCCGGAGUUUUGGAAUUAGCGUUAUAAAUGUCGCUCCUGGUGCUAUUAAAUCACACUUAGGAAAUGCCUCCCUAGCCAACUAUAGCAAGAUGCCCGAGUGGAAGUUCUACAAGCCAUUCGAGGCCGCUAUCAGAUCGAGGGCCGAUCUCUCUCAGGGCCCCAAGUCUACUCCAGCCGAAGAGUUCGCAAAGAAGACCGUUGCCUUAGUUCUCAAGGAGAACCCGCCCGCUUGGUUCUCUUACGGACAUCUAUCAAAUGUUCUCGCCAUUCUCUACUAUCUUCCAAUCUCGAUAAGAGAUUACUUCUAUCGGCGAGUCUUGAAAUGUUGAAGAGAAUAUUCAUUUUUGUAAAAUUCAACUGCAGUUAAUAAUGUGUUACUUGUGGACAAUGACUCACUAGCUUUUGAGCUACUGUUUAAUGAUCAACUACUUUUAGAGAAACUAUUUCAAGUUA